AUAGGGUUUCAGGGUUUAGGUUAAAACAUCUAUAAUGGCACUGUGCAUUGCCCAGAGCAAGACUCCACCCAUCUCAAGACCAUAAAACGCCGGAGGCACGUACCUGUGAUUUUAGAAGAGACUAAAGGACUCCUCUUUUGUUCAUGUUGACUAUUGUUCCAGAAGACUGAGGCCGACAUGGAGUACAUAGAAAAACGGCUGAGGCUGGACUUUCUAACCAACGCGUCGGAGAACGGUACCGUAGAAGAGAACCCAGUGAAGCUUCUGGAGAACCUGUCUGCCAUCAAAGCCAGGCACGCGGCGCUGUGUGCACAGGUGCAGGAGAUUGAGGCGGAGCAGAAGCAGUCCAUGGACUCGAUCAGGGCCCACCUCAGCACCACGGUGCAGCUGGUGCAGCAGCUCCAGCACACCGCAGACGAAGAGGUUCCGCCACUGACUGAGGCUGAACAGUUGUCAACCGAGUUCCUUGGUUUAACAGUCAAAGAAGACACUGCAGAGGUGCCCGUUUCAAUAGAGGUCCAAGCCCAAGAGCAGCCACAGUCUUCUAGCGAGUUUGAGGAGCUCAGCGAAACCACGCUGGAGGCGGUCCCGCGGAGCGUCCGCUCCAACGUCAAGCUGGCCGGCCUCAACGCCUUCCACAGGCAGCUGCACGAGCACUUCUCCAGCAGAAGGAACAGUGGUCACCUCAGUCUACAAAAGAUGAAGCAGUUGAAUAUGAAGGUUAGUGACGCCAAGCUGAAGACACUGGAACACCUUGGUCUUGUAGAUCUGGACAAGAAGGGGCAUGUUCGCCUGCUAUGAGGUGGGAAGAACAUGUAACUAAGAGACUGUUAAGAUUCUAGACCCCACUGCAUGGUGGAUAUGUGGUGAAAAUGAUGGACUCUGCCCAUCUCUUCCUUUCUGUCCCUUUAGUAGACAGGAAUGUGAACCUUGUUGAAAGAUUGUGUGUUGAAUUCCAAGUUUGAUACCUACAUAGGUUUAUGUAAUUCCAGCUAGUUGUUUUGAAACAUGAACACCAAGGACAAAAGGAAAUUCAAAUUCCAGACAUGACAACUGUCGGAUCAAGGUUAAAAAGUGUUGUUUGUGGAAGGGCAAUGUUGUAAAUUUGAAAUGCACUAUAUUUUUAUAUCAAGUUUUACUUGAUACUGAGGGUUCUUUUGACUGAUGGGUGAAAAUGCAUUGUGAUACGUUUUCCAUGUGUAAAUGCUGAUGAAGAAAGAUUGAAAUGGCAGAUAUGUAUGCUUGAAUGAUUGUCUUGUCCGACAUGUAUGUCAUGGUCGUCUGUAUUAAAAUUAAAAAAAUGACCGUAGCACAUGA
Molecule: messenger RNA, 1317 nt
Organism: Osmerus eperlanus (European smelt)
Lineage: Eukaryota; Metazoa; Chordata; Actinopteri; Osmeriformes; Osmeridae
Gene: ska2
Product: spindle and kinetochore associated complex subunit 2
Exons: 7
Coding region: 178-801 (207 amino acids)
Biological process (GO): cell division; chromosome segregation; mitotic cell cycle
Cellular component (GO): outer kinetochore; spindle microtubule
Molecular function (GO): microtubule binding
Source: RefSeq, a predicted model, not a curated record